CCAAUGAACGGGCGGAAGAGCUCGGCCCCGCCCGGCCGCGCUCAGCCCGGAGCAGUCCCGGGAGGCGGCGGCGCGCGCAGCCCGGAUCCCAGACCCAGACUCGCGUUCCACCGACUAUGGCCGCGUUGGCGCAGCUGCGCGACUGUCAGGCAUGGAGGGAUGCUGGGCUCCCACUCUCCACGCCAAGCAAUGAAGCCUGCAAGCUGUUUGACGCCACCCUGACCCAGUAUGUAAAAUGGACCAACGACAAGAAUCUUGGUGGCAUUGAGGGCUGUCUGUCAAAGCUCAGAGCAGCAGACCCGACCUUUGUCAUGGGCCAGGUUAUCUCUAACGGCCUCGUGCUCAUCGGCACGGGAAGCUCCGUGAGGCUAGACAGAGAGCUGGACCUGGCCGUGAAGAGGAUGGUGGAGACUGCGCUCACCCAGCUGCUGACGCCGCGGGAGCAGCUGCACGUGUCUGCCGUGGAGGCAUUUGCCAAGGGGAACUUCCCCAAAGCCUGUGAUCUAUGGGAACAGAUUCUCCGAGACCACCCAACAGACAUGUUGGCCCUGAAAUUUUCCCAUGAUGCCUAUUUUUACCUGGGCUAUCAGGAACAGAUGCGAGAUUCUGUUGCUCGAGUUUACCCCUUUUGGACACCUGACAUCCCACUUAGCAGCUAUGUGAAAGGCAUCUAUUCGUUUGGAUUAAUGGAAACCAACUUCUAUGAUCGGGCAGAAAAACUUGCCAAAGAGGCAUUAUCUGUGGAGCCCACGGAUGCGUGGUCGGUGCACACCAUUGCCCACAUCCAUGAGAUGAGAGCUGAGGUGCAGGCCGGGAUGGACUUCAUGCAGCACUCGGAAGCCCAUUGGAAGGACUCGGAUAUGCUUGCUUGUCAUAAUUAUUGGCACUGGGCUUUAUACUUGAUUGAAAAGGGUGAAUACGAGGCUGCACUGACCAUUUACGACCAGCAUAUCCUCCCCAGCCUGCGGUCCAGCGGUGCAAUGCUGGAUGUGGUGGACAGCUGUUCGAUGCUCUAUCGCCUGCAGAUGGAAGGGGUAUCUGUGGGCCAGAGGUGGCAGGACAUUCUGCCUGUGACCCAGAGGCACAGCCGGGACCACAUCCUGCUGUUCAAUGAUGCACACUUCCUGAUGGCCUCCCUGGGCGCCCGGGACCCCCAGACCACACAGGAGCUGCUGACCACCCUGCAGGAUGCCAGCGAAUCUCCAGGAGAAAACUGCCAGCACCUGCUGGCCCGAGAUGUGGGACUGCCUCUGUGCCAGGCCCUGGUGGCAGCCGAGGAAGGGAACCCUGACCGCGUCUUGGAACUGCUCCUACCCAUCCGCUACCGCAUCGUACAGAUAGGGGGCAGCAAUGCCCAGAGAGAUGUCUUCAACCAGUUACUGAUUCACGCAGCCUUGAACUGCACCUCCAGAGCGCAUAAGAACGUGGCGCGGUGAGCUCCCCACCCUUCCCUGGUGCUCACCUCAUGUGGGUCUCCCUGUGCCUGGAGGGUCCUAUUUCUGAGGAUGGGAAGGCACCAGGCUACCUGGAAUCACCUUCUGGGUCAGCCUGCUCAGUGUGCCCAGAGAACCGGCCGACACCGCCUCCCCAUGUACGUCCUCCUUCCUCCUGUGUGGGUCGAGGAGGGCCGAGGGCUGAACUGGUGCAGGUGCCCAGGCAGUGCAGAGCAGCCUGGGUCUCCUGGGGCAGGGUGAGGGAGCCAGGGGAGCCACUGCAUGACCUGCCCCCCGGGGGAUGGUGUUCCCUCCAGGUGCCCACCAGGCACAGGCCAUCCCAUCGAAGGCAGGAGACCAAAGCGUAGGUCAGAGUGUGGCCCAGUGUGUGCUGGGAGCUUGGUCCCCAGUGUGGGGAUGCUGACAAGCUGGUGGAGCUUUGGGGAGAUAGCUAGGUCACUGGGACCUAGUGGCAGCUGGCUAGGUCACUCAGAAGAGAGAAUGUACUUCUGGAAGGACUCCAUUAGUUCUUUCGUAGCCUGCUGUUGUAACGCAAGGCCACCCCAUGCACUUGGCCCCUUUGGCAUGCAGCUGUUUUUCUUUCUGCUUCUCUGUGUUGUGACCCAUCCAAGGGCAUCAUCACUAGAGACCAAACAGAUGGAGCUUCCCAGUCUUGGACUUUCAGUCUCCAAAUCUCUUAAGCUAAAUAAAACCUCUCAACUAAG
Ictidomys tridecemlineatus (thirteen-lined ground squirrel) is the source of this 2158-nucleotide messenger RNA. The record is from RefSeq and is a predicted model, not a curated record. NCBI's taxonomy places the organism in Eukaryota, Metazoa, Chordata, Mammalia, Rodentia, Sciuridae.